Messenger RNA from Lachancea lanzarotensis, 267 nucleotides. It is a transcript of the gene MAK31, whose product is annotated as LALA0S05e00958g1_1. NCBI's taxonomy places the organism in Eukaryota, Fungi, Ascomycota, Saccharomycetes, Saccharomycetales, Saccharomycetaceae. The record is from RefSeq and is a predicted model, not a curated record. Gene Ontology annotation, cellular component: NatC complex. The coding region runs from base 1 to 267 and encodes 88 amino acids. The transcript has a single exon. Gene Ontology annotation, molecular function: RNA binding.
AUGUUGAAUCUGAAAAUGGCCGACUAUAUUGGCUCAGAAGUCUAUGUCACAGUGACCAGAGCUCGUAUGCUUGUGGGCACAUUUGUGGCCACUGAUUCGGAGCUUAAUCUGCUGCUGGAUAACGUCGAAGAAAUCAGUGCUAGUUCGACUCGAAAACUGGGUCUUAUUAGUGUUCCACACACUACGAUAGAAUCGAUUCAGAUCAAAGCGGCACAGCUGGCCAAUUUGAGAAACUCGAAGUCUAUAUAUUCUCAAGAGAUCGUAUAA